GCAGGUCCAAACAUAACAGAUAAAGAACAAGAUUAAUAGAGUCCCUAUUAUUGUUGUUGCCUGUAGAAUUUAUAUUUAGGUUAAGUGAUACUUUUAGGAGGCUAUGCUGCAGAGAAUUACCGACAGAUUAUGUUGUGAGUUAGAGUAACAAUGAGUAAAGAUAAACGUUGGAUUAUUCAGAAUGAUCCAGGUAUUUUGCGUAAAAAGGCAGAUGCCGAAACUGACCUUCUUGUUUUUGGAUAUGCAUGCAAAGUCUUCAGGGAUGACGAAAAAGCACUUGAGAUGGAUCAAGGAAAGCACCUCAUACCAUGGAUGGGGGACGAAACACUUAAAAUUGACAGGUAUGAUGCUAGAGGACAUUUGAGUGAAGUCUCUCAGUUUGAAGCCACAAAUCAAGAUUAUGUUUUAACUGCAGAGGAAAGACGAAUUGAACAGAUUUGUGAUGAAGAAAGAUAUCGAGCCCUUCACCAUAAUGAGGAGGAGCAAGAGAUGUACCAAGAAGAGGAACUGAAACGACUAAAGCAAGCGCUCAGUUCAGACAAGGAGUAUGGGCAAGUUGCUUAUCAGUAUGAGAAUGACAAACCCCCGCCUACCAACACUGAGCCAGAUAGUAACACAGAAGAAGAGGAGCCUUUUACACCAAACCCCACUUUGUUUAUACCUGCAGAUAUGACACUGCCAUCCACAGUUAAAGAAAACCAAAUAAUAGAGAAAACUGCCGCUCAUAUAGCAUCCCAUGGAUCUCAAGUAGAGAUAUUGAUCAAAACAAGACAAGCCAACAACCAGAAACUUAAUUUUCUACACGUCGGAAGUCCUCUGAACCCAUACUACAAUUUCAUCCUUGGUCAAAUAAAAAUAGGACGUUACAAACCAGCAUUUAUGACCCAACAAGAAGAUGAAAGCGCUCUAGAAAAUGAUGAACAUUAUUUACAUCCUAGUUUAGCUCCUUCAUCCACUACUGUUGAAUCUGCUCCAAGUAUACCAAGUAUUGCCUACAAGCCCUCCUCAGACUGUUCCUACAACUUGUUGGUCAACAAGAUCCGCAAUAUGCAGCAAAGUCUAGCUGAUAGUAUGGGAGAAAAAGAAGAACCUAGCACUUCUGGAGACAGCCCAACAUUCCGUAGGAGGCGGCGUAGUAAACGUCACUCUAUUCAGGCACAACCUACAACUUCAGUUCAGAAACAAGUUUCUGUUCCGCCGCAGCAUGUCAAGGAGAUUGUCUCUCGACUAAUAAAUUUUGCCUACUCCAGAGAUUUACAUCCAUCAGAAAUAGCUUCUGACUUAAUGAAACAAGAUCCUAAGAACUUUUUGUUUGUGGAGCCUGGUCAUAAGUAUCAUGACUACUACGUUCAACAGUUACGAGAAACAUAUAAGGAAAACAUAUACAAUUUAUCAAACCCUUCAAUGGAAACAGUUGAGAACGAAGAACAAAACGGUUUUAACCUUGGCAAUGCUUAUGGUCCUGAAAGGCCAUCAGAGGAAGAUUUAAAUCACUUAGUCUUAAGUAAGAACCCUCCUUCAUUCCAGGAGUCUACCGAUGGUGUGUCGUCAGUAGUUGAUGAAGAUUCAUCUGCCCCUUACAGCCAGUAUGAUGUCCCAAGUCAACCAAACUCCAAACCAGCUCCAGUUUGCUUCUCCAUCAAGAAACCGAAAGAAACAGAGCGAUUAGGACACGCUAGUGCUUUUCCUCUGGAGGAAUCAUCCUCUGGUGAAGAUGGAGUAGAGGAGGGAGAAAUUGUUCCAACACCUCAGGACAGUAGAAAAGAAAGGUGCAGUGAAGGGGAGAACAGCACAGUUGCUUCUGAUGAAAGACCAAAAACCCCAACAAAAUCUUCAAAAGAGAAAGAACAUUUGUUAAAACAUUGUAAACAAUCUCCAGGUUCUGCUUCCUCAGUCGAGGUUGUUAUUAUCUCUCCACAAACAUCAGACAACAGCAGAAGAACCGAUGCAACUCCAGAUGGUAGCUCUCAUGUAAGCCCAGGAACUACUCUAAGCAGUGGCAGAAAAAGUGUAAAAACUCCUAACAAAACUAAAACUUCAAGCAGCAAAAAAAGAACUAGGUCCACUGAUAGAAGUAGGAAAAGUACCACCCCAAAUGGCAGUCGCCUUAGUUCCAGGAAAUUAUUAUCAUCUGGUGAUUCAAGUAGGAAAAGCAGAGAGCGAAAACAUCACCCAAAAUACAAAGCAAAAUCAACCUCAUUUCCAGACAAAUACAAGGAUAACCGAGAAAGGGAAAAACUCAAGGCCUUGAAUGACAGAUCUGAUGUAAAUUCACUAUUGAGAAUAAGAGAAAAAAUGAAGGCAAUGGAGGAGAAAGGCGGAGGAAAUGCCGACUCUGUAACAAAAGUUAGAAAUGAUAGUGAUGAUCUCCCCCCACUUCCAGAGGACUCGCUUCUUAACUCGCACUCUGGUGUAGAAGUGAAUCUUGAAAAGAAACGAGAGGAAAGGAAGAAAAAAGUAAAAGAAAUGAUACAAAAAAUCAAAACUGAAUCAUUAGGUUCACACGAAAAUAGUCAAGUCUUAUUGCAAGGUGAAUCUGGCCUUACUUCAUCUACUAAUGGGUCGCCAAGUUUCUCAAAGUCAUUUCUGUCUCAAGUCAAAACCUCUGUGCUGAAUAAAAAUAACAAGACUGAACCGAGCAAAGGUGAUUCUCAAAAGGAUAUUGAAGAGCAGUUACGUGAACAGGUCAAACAAUCAUUAAAAAAGAUUGCUGAGACGACAUUGGCUGCCAUUCCACCUGUAACGGAAGAUAGCUGUUCCCAGUUCGAUCACAGUUCAGCAGCAAAUAGUAAUGGCUUCGAAUCACCUACGUCAUGUGGAAGGCCUAUAUACAGAGUUUCACAGACUCCCACAGUAGGAUUAAUGGAUUUUAGUUUUCAAGAUUCAAGCAGAAGUAGAUCAAGCAGCACAGUUAUUUCCCUUCGAUCCCACAAAAAGAAGAAACACCACAAAAAGAAGAAGAAGAAGCGCAAAGGGCGUUCAAAAUCAAAAAAGCACCACGAGUCUUCAUCUGAUAGUAGCAGUUCGGAGGACGAGAGCACGGACGACUGGGAGAGCAGUAGUGAUAGCGAUGCACAACCUAAGAAGAGACACAAGAAGUCCGGAAAACGCAGCCACAAGAAGCACAAACGUAAACACCGAAAACGGCAAUCGUCAUCUUCCUCCUCCACGGACUGAAGUCUGGUUCUACUUCAGAACACAACUUUUAACAUAACAAAAAUUAUAAAAUUAUUAUCUUAAGUUGUUAUGUGUUUUUCAUCAAAUGUACAAGUAAGUUUAAACUUGUUAUAUUUAUGGUAAAUUAUUUAUUUUUAACUCAGAUUGCUUAGUCAAGUUGCGAGGUUCUCAUACCAGAAGAUUCAAUAUAUUGCAUACUUUUAAUUUUAAGUUAUUUCCAUUCCAUGUAUGUGUUUGAUCACAUUUAAUGUUAUUUAUAUUUUCAAUACUGAGAUUUUAUCUCUAUGUCAAUUUGUUGUUUACUUAAAUGAAUUAUUUUCUUUGUUGAAUUGUAAACCAAAGAAGUUGUUGAUUUUAAAAUGUUUAGUUCUUUCAGUAAUGAAACUGUGCGAUUUCUUGACUCGUUUUUAAUCUAAAUAAACUUUUGAGAAAAUAAAUGCCUCAUAUUAUCUGCAGUAUGUUAAGCAUCAUUUUUGGCCAUACAGUAUAGGAAUGGGAAUUCUACCAUUUUGUUCACAAUUUAGAGGACUACAAAAUACUGGAUUGUUAUCAAAAUCAUUCAGGCCAUUUUUGAGAAAAAUUCAAUUUUUCCGUUAUUUUAUGGGAAAAUCACCAUUAAACAUUUUUAAAUGAAAAAUACGCCUAGAGAUGAUAUGUAGUACCUACAUACCAAAUUUCAUAAAAAUCAGACUACAGGUGUGGUCUGUAGCUCUGUACACAUCCACACAUAUAGAUAGAUAGACAGAAAGUCCUAGGUAGGUUGUGUCUUUCAGUAAUAGAAAAUAUUUAAGAUGUGUCUAUAAUGAUAAGAAUCUUUAACUAUGAUGAACAGAACUAGACAUCCCAUCCUUAUGUUGAAGCUUAAACCCCUUUUAACCCUUUCAGUGCUAGGCCAAUUAUUCGUAUUUGGUAAGACUUUUUUUGUUUACCUUUUAAUUCCAUUGCCUUUUUUUGAAUUGUAACUGUAUUGUUGUCACUAUUAUAUUAAUUAGGCUAAUUUUGAUUAAUAAGACAAUAACAAUUAUAUAAAAAAAGAAAGGCCGGGUAUUUGUAGUAAACAAUAAAUAAAACUUUGAUUUUGUUGUAAAUUUCCAAGUUUUCUGAUAUCAAUGUUUGAAAGCAAAAUCCCAUAAAAUCGAAAGACAUCUAGUUUACAAUGUAAUAUUGAAUUUAACCUUGAUUUAGUUAGAUAAUGUUAUUAUAAUAUAGCCAUUUUAGGAAAAAUAGUUUUUUGCAGCAAAGCCUCAGUAACACAAUUUAUGAUCACUGUUUUGGUUCAACUGAAAAAUAUAAUCUAAAUAGUCCGUGACUAACUAGUACUGCUACCUUGUAACGCAUUGAACAACCUGCUCUAGCGCUAUCUGUUCACAAUCGUUGGCGUCAGCUUAAAUACCGGUUUUUGACUCCUCAGUCUCCAAGCACAGAUAGCCGAGAAGGCUAGGGCAUGUGUCACUUGGCCAGUGUCAUUUGUUUGUUCGGGUUCGAUUCCCAUCCUGUGUUUUUGUAGCGAUAUACUACAACCACUGGGGCAUAGUGUGGUGUUCUUAAUCCUUGGUUUAGACCUACACCUUGAAUCAUCGGAUUGGGCGAAUCUUUUAGCUAAGUGGUUGUUAGUGUAUCCUAUGAACAUGCUGGUCACCAAUGGCCGUUUUGCUACUUUUGUUAAAAUAACCUUCCUCUCUAUAUCCCUUAGAGAUUUUAGUAAACGCCGAUAUAUCGUCGCAUAACACUCAAAGGGUUAAAAUAAUACUGAACCCAGUUGAGUUGAGCUUCUGAAAGUAUGGUUAACCAACCUAAAGUGAUGGGACAACUGUCAUAUUGUAAGGAGCAUUUUUUAUGUCUCAUCACCUGCCUCAGUAAUAUGAAAUAUAACUCAUGGAUAAAAUAUAGCUUGUGGCACAUUCUGUGAGUCACUCAUUCAACUAUAUUCUCUUUGGAAACAUUUGGCUACUGGUGGUCCAUAUAGGUGGGAUGUCUAGCUCAGUAUUGACAAGUCAAUGGUUAUAGAACACAAACAAAAUAGUAAAUAAUACUCUCACGCUGUAGCAAACCGGCAAACUAGGUGAAUUUCCAUAUUCCUGAUCACAUUUAUACAGAAAUAUUUCCUCAAUUAAACCUGCCAGGUUUAUUUUGAAUUAAAUAAUUUUGGGUUCAAUAAAGUACUCUGGUUUUGCAACUACAGGGAAGGCAGUAAAAUGGUUUUAGUUAAAUGUUAACAAUAGCAGUUUGAAUUUAAAAAUGAAUUUCCCAAAUUUUAUCAAAAGGUAUCCAUCAACAAGCAAACUCCAAAAUUUUACUUAUUCUUCAUAAGAAUAACAUAAUAAUCUUGUAUGUACCCCUUUUGGACUUUCCUCUGUACACCAACACUUAAGUUUACUAUAGCUUUAAAAUAGCCCAAUUAACUAAUUGGGCUUUUUUAAAGCUCAACAAAAUGGUUUUUUAAAUAAAUUGAAUAUAUAGGUUUCAAGGGUUGAAUUAAGAAAAUCCAAUUUUCCUACAGUUACCAGACAAAACGGGCUUUCUUGCACUGAUUAUAGCACGCAAAGUAGCUAAUUGCUGCAUUUACUUACUUUUGCCACACUCCAGUAUUCCAACAAAACAACACAAAACAGUGUGUGCUUUAUUAGGCACGUAAUAAGUGUAUGCUUGAAAAUAAUUUGACAACACAGAUACACUAUGAUCAGCUGGUGCAAUGUUUUCCAUUUCAUUCAACGCUUGGAUUUAUGUUAACCUAAAAGGUGCUGUUUAGGGAUUAGAAGACUAAUUAUUUAUAUGCUUUAUAGUAACUGUAGGAAAAAUAUAAUGUGUAACGCAAGUGCAAUGUGCCUUUGCUGCACUCGAGUAACUUUUCACGCUUGCCUGCUGCUCAUGCGUAAAUAUUUCUCUCAUCUGCAGCAAGGUGCCACUUCGCACACUAGUUACACAAAUAACUAUUUUACACCAUAAACCUUGGUUUAUUAAAGCAAAAUAACUUUGAAGCCAAUUUGGGAUAAAAGUAAAUGAUAGACUUAUUUUUUGUUUUGUGAGUAUGUUUGCUGUAACAUAUGACAAAAAAAUGUGUCUCUAGGGCUUAAAAAUAUGAACUUGAACGGAUAGUAUUUUUGGCCUCUGGGAACCUCAAAACGAAAUUAAAUAGGUCCCGGGUCUCUGUAUGGGAAAUUCGCUAAAACAUGCUUCAAAUAAAUUUACAGGAUUAAAAAUCUACUUGAAGAAUUCAAUGUCAAAGCUAUAACUAUAAUUAUAAAUAUUAACUUUCUUUGAUUCAUUUGUAGGUUUAGAAAUAGGUCAGAAAUUAAUCAUGACUAGACCAAUAUGUAAAGUAAAUAUAUACAGUAAUCUACUUAUUAUAUAUUUAUAUAUUGUAGUUUAUUGUAUCAACCUGUACAUUUGUACAUUGUUUGUUUUUGUAUAAUAUUUUAUAUAAUAA
Molecule: messenger RNA, 6604 nt
Organism: Macrosteles quadrilineatus (aster leafhopper)
Lineage: Eukaryota; Metazoa; Arthropoda; Insecta; Hemiptera; Cicadellidae
Gene: su(w[a])
Product: protein suppressor of white apricot
Exons: 20
Coding region: 151-3177 (1008 amino acids)
Biological process (GO): mRNA 5'-splice site recognition; RNA processing
Molecular function (GO): RNA binding
Source: RefSeq, a predicted model, not a curated record